Messenger RNA from Zophobas morio, 1431 nucleotides. Its product is annotated as retinol dehydrogenase 12-like. The coding region runs from base 368 to 1354 and encodes 328 amino acids. The record is from RefSeq and is a predicted model, not a curated record. The transcript has 5 exons. Lineage: Eukaryota; Metazoa; Arthropoda; Insecta; Coleoptera; Tenebrionidae.
CUCGAUUUUAACUGUCAAAAAAUAUGAAAUUAUUUCACUGUCAAUAAAUAAAAGGUACUUUGUUGUGGCCCAAAAAUAGUGUGCAUCAGUCCGCUAGAAACUACUUUUUGCUGUUUAGCAAACUUGCUCAUAGACGCAAAAGUUUGUUCUAGCUUUGCAUGCAAUUAACUGUUAAACGACAAAUGCAGCUGAACCAAAACUGAACGUACAUUUAGUGUCUUUUACCUGCUCCAUUUAAAAUAAAGUAAUAGAACAAGUGAAGCGGUAAUUUGUGUUAUAAAUAACGAUUCGUUUAACCAAUCAAGGACAGAUUUGUCAUUAGUGAGCUUCUAAUCCACAACAGUUCUUUCCAUCACUAUAAAGUAAAAUGUGGUUUUUGUUGAUAUUUUCCUUCUUUGGUGCGUUAAUUUUUGGUUUAUUCUGCAUCGCACGUUUAUCCCGAGGAAUAACCAGAAGUAAUAGCUGCUUAAUAGGCAAAACUGCAAUUAUCACGGGUGCCAAUUCAGGACUCGGCUACCAAACUACACUGAAUUUGGCGGCAAGAGGAUGUCGAAUCAUAAUGGCAGACGUAGCAGAUAUGGAAAAAUCAAAACAGAAUGUAAUAAAAUUCACCAACAAUACCAACAUCCUAACGAAGAAAUUGGACCUAUCGUCACUACAAUCAGUCCGCGAAUUUGCCGCUGAUAUCAUAAAAACUGAAGAAAGACUCGACAUAUUAAUAAAUAACGCCGGAAUUGUGGGUUCUUUGGAAAACAGGACCAAAGAUGACCUCCACCCCGCGAUGCAAAUUAACUACUUCGGGCAUUUCCUCCUCACACAUUUAUUAAUAGAUUUAUUGAAAAAAUCCGCACCAAGCAGGAUCAUCUUCACGAGUUCGCUUCUGGCUUUUGUCAACAACUUAUCCCUCGACAAUUUUAAUUUUGACUGUUCGACGAGUCAAAUGAACAAGAUUUCUCGUGAAUGGUUAAUUUAUGGCAACAACAAACUGGCAGUCAUCAUCGCUUCAGAUAUUUUUGCCCAAAAACUGAAAGGGACAGAGGUCACUUCGAACUGCAUUCAUCCUGGAUUGGUUAAAACACCGAUAUUCACACGUACGCACACGGUUAUGGAAAAUUGUCUGCAUGAAAUGUUUUUCACUUGCUGCAACUUUUUUUUUGCCAAGGAUGCAUGGGAAGGCUCUCAAACCCUGGUACAUGUAGCAGUUUCCAAAAAAUUACAACGCGAAACUGGAAAGUAUUUUGUGGACUGUAAACCCUUCGUCAAACCUAGACUUGCAUAUGACCAGCAGUUUUGUCAAGAGAUCUGGAAGGCUAGCGAGAAAUAUGUGCGAUUAGAAGAACAUGAAAAACUCUGAGUACUUCAUUAUUAAAAAUCCUAUUCGAUAAUCUAAGACUGUCGAAUAUUUUCAUAAUAUAUUAUCAUUUAACUCUU